Molecule: messenger RNA, 2117 nt
Organism: Aspergillus caelatus
Lineage: Eukaryota; Fungi; Ascomycota; Eurotiomycetes; Eurotiales; Aspergillaceae
Exons: 1
Coding region: 389-1867 (492 amino acids)
Source: RefSeq, a predicted model, not a curated record
GAACUUAGCAAUCUCGAGGUUCUCUGUGACGAUUUGCCUUCACUACUCGCUUGAAUAAUUAUUGCUCCUGUGUCUCAAGUCAUUGGUCCUUGUGAAAUUCCCAUAUUCAUUCCUCUACCUCAUUCUCAUUGACUUCGAUCUGAAACCCCCCACCUUCCAACCAAAACCCAGCAAAGGGACCGGUCAGGUCUCAGGAGGUACAUUCCGCUUCUCCUUUUUCUUGUCUCCCAACCAGGUGUUUGCCGUGGGCGACCGUGCAUUGGACUGAACCGCCUAUCGACGUGGCAUUCCAACUCUUGUACAAGUGGUGCGACUGAUCGCAUACCUACAUAAUCCCUGAACCAAUAAUCCCUUUUAUACCCCCGGUCCUGUCAUACGUACCUCAACCAUGCUUCAAAACGCCGACCAUACCUCGACUACUGCCACGUCCGUCAUCAACGCCCCGAGCUCGCCCUCUACAAUUUCCCCGACCGAGCGAAAAGGAUCGUCUCAGCCUUGCAAUGAUCCUCAGGUAUCCCAUCAGGAAGUUUCCGCGACUUCGUUAGUACAGAACUCGCAUGCAGCCCUGUCGGAGAAACCGUCUCUUCCAAACCACUCUUUCCACCGACGUGCCAAUACUGAGGUUUUUGUUCGACGACAGUCACAUUUGCCGGCCCGACAACUCUUUGCAGACCAGUCCAAGACACUGGAAGAUCUCGACAACAGGGAUAGACCCUCGAUUCCGCUAACGGAGAAUCUCACAAGGAGGAAACUAGAGGAAGGUGCGAAGCUAUUCACGGGCUGGUUUCAGGGCAAGUCUGAACCAGUUAAUCUGGGGGUGAUGUCUCAGUCAGAGUCUACAGGAACGUCAACGAUGGACGCUCGCGAUCUCUAUGGAUCCCCUAAGGUCCCCACAUCGCGAGCACAGAAGCGUAUGACCGCUCCUUCACCUCUAAAGCAGGUAACCUCAUCGAGUCCUUUUUCUUUCUUUGGGUUGAAGCGCCAGGAACCCAAAAUGGAGCUCCCUGAGCCUGCAGAUGAUGAAUUUCUGAAUUUGGACAUUGCUGCUGCUCUAUUCCCAGCCACAGCUACUAGUUUCAGCGAACAGGAGGCUUUCGAUACCUUGAGGAACAACGCGGAGAACGUCAUCAAAAGGUUGCAGGCGGCCUAUAAGCAAAGAACGUUCGCCUUACAUGAGGCACUAGCCGACAAGAAUGAGAAACAGGAAGAGUUAGAAGAGACCCGGACCCGAGUUGGAAACCUAAAGAUACAGCUGGAUGGCAUGGCAGAGAAGGUAAACCAACAAGAAAAGGCUAUGAAUGCCAUGGCGGAGGAGCUGGAGCAGGAAAGACAAUUGCGCCAGAGAGAAGAUGAAGCGCGCUUGCGCAGUAUCAGACUCAUCAGGUCUAGUGAUGAUGAGAGCAUUUCCGACCUGGGCGCUGACCUUCAAACUCCCACGCGGAGCAUGAAGCGUGCUAGCAAUGCCACAUACGCCAGCGAUUCGGGCUUUGACUCGGGGGACGAAAGCCUCGCAGAAAGCGUAUUUUCGCGCCGGGAAGGCCUCGAAUCACCGGCUUCCACGGUAGCUCCUUCUCCAAGCAUCUCUCAUAUCACAUUGCCCGCACCGGUAUCAACCCCUUUGAAAGAGAAAGAACUCAAACCCCUCCCACAAACACCUACACCACGGCAAUCGGCAUAUGACCGAGUGCUCAAAGGUAUUACUAGCUCGUGGACGACUAACUCCAAAUGUGGGAUCUGCCACGGAGUUCCUUCCUCUGAAGCUUGGAGCGUCCUGGGAAUUUUAAAGGAAGAAAAUAAGGGCCUGAAGGAGCGACUAGGUGAACUCGAAAUAGUCAUCGAUGACUGCCUGAGUAUGGUUGGACCUUGAGCCUAGUUUAUCUUCGCAGUGAGCUUCCUUGUUUCUCAUGGAACCAUACAGCAUUCCAGAUGUGAAGAUAUGAACGGUUGUUCUUGAACGGCUCUGGCUACGAUGAAGACGCGUGAUAUUUUCCUUUCCUUUGUUUGUCCAAAACCUCCCUGAAUGAAUUGUUAUUAUAUACCAUGAUACCUAUCCGCCUGAACCGUUUAUAUUAGAUAGAUAAUGGAAUCUACUAGAUAUUUUGAAAUAUUGUCUGGAA